This is a messenger RNA of Leucoraja erinaceus (little skate), 3447 nucleotides long. RefSeq names its product SIM bHLH transcription factor 2 (gene sim2). Gene Ontology annotation, biological process: regulation of transcription by RNA polymerase II. The record is from RefSeq and is a predicted model, not a curated record. Gene Ontology annotation, molecular function: DNA-binding transcription factor activity, RNA polymerase II-specific; RNA polymerase II transcription regulatory region sequence-specific DNA binding; protein dimerization activity. Bases 179 to 2473 code for a protein of 764 amino acids. Lineage: Eukaryota; Metazoa; Chordata; Chondrichthyes; Rajiformes; Rajidae. The transcript has 11 exons.
GAUCACCAUUAAUCGAAGCAUUUUCAAAAAACGCCUCCGAUGAUAUUUCUGACCACUGCGCUGCGUGAGCGAACAGAAUCGCUCGGAACUUAAGGACAACAAAAACGGAACGAAUGUUUCCGAGGCCCGCGGAAGAUUGUUUUCAUUAUGUCAGUAACACUCCGGCGCAAUUGACGAAAUGAAGGAAAAAUCUAAAAAUGCCGCGAAGACGAGAAGGGAAAAGGAAAAUGGGGAAUUUUACGAGCUGGCGAAACUACUGCCUCUACCUUCGGCCAUCACCUCUCAGCUGGACAAAGCAUCCAUCAUCAGACUGGCUACCAGCUACCUCAAGAUGAGAGCUGUGUUUCCUGAAGGUCUGGGAGACGCUUGGGGACAGACUAGCCGUGUAAGUCCCCUCGACAAUAUGGCAAGAGAAUUAGGAUCCCACUUACUCCAGACUCUAGAUGGCUUUGUUUUCGUAGUGGCUUCCGAUGGCAAAAUCAUGUACAUUUCAGAAACCGCCUCCGUCCAUUUGGGAUUGUCCCAGGUGGAACUAACUGGGAACAGUAUUUAUGAGUAUAUUCAUCCCUCCGAUCACGAUGAGAUGACUGCAGUCCUCACAGCUCACCAACCUCUCCAUCCUCACCUACUGCAAGAAUACGAAAUCGAUCGUUCCUUCUUUCUGCGCAUGAAAUGUGUUCUGGCCAAAAGAAAUGCAGGUUUGACUUGUGGUGGUUACAAGGUCAUCCACUGCAGUGGAUAUUUGAAAAUCCGCCAGUAUGUAUUUGAUGUGUCUCUCUAUGAUGGAUGUUACCAGAUUGUGGGACUGGUGGCAGUGGGUCACUCAUUGCCACCCAGCGCUAUUACUGAAAUCAAACUUCAUAGCAACAUGUUCAUGUUCAGAGCCAGUCUGGAUCUCAAACUCAUAUUCCUAGACUCAAGAGUUGCAGAAUUAACUGGAUUCGAGCCCCAGGACCUGAUAGAGAAGACUUUGUACCAUCACGUGCAUGGAUGUGACGUUUUCCAUUUAAGAUACGCCCAUCAUCUCUUGCUGGUCAAAGGACAAGUGACAACAAAGUACUACCGCCUGUUGUCCAAACAUGGAGGCUGGGUGUGGGUUCAGAGCUACGCCACCAUCGUGCACAACAGCCGCUCCUCCAGACCCCACUGCAUUGUGAGCGUCAAUUAUGUUCUCACGGACGUUGAAUACAAGGAACUGCAAUUAUCACUGGAUCAAACCACCGCCGUCAAGUCCUCCUUUCCCUAUAAGAUGCUACUGUCUACCUCACAUGAAAGCCAAAAACAACUCAGACCCAAAAUCUCCAAGUUGAAGUCGAAGCUAAAGACAUCUCCUUAUCCACAGCAAUAUAAUUCAUUCCAAGUGGAGAAAGCCAACUGUGACCGUGCUGAUAGCUGGGGCGGCAGUCCCUCGCUCAAUGUUGAAUCGGCCCAGGAAGACCCCUCCCACACGCUGAACAGUGAACUCCUUUACGCCUCUUCCUACAGCCCCCCUUUCCCCUACACCUAUGGAAACUUUCCGCUGGAACCGCAGGCUCUUGGCAGCAAAAAACAGAUGGCGCCCAGCAAGACUGUUCAGAGUCAAGGGUCGUCGUGUGAAACCACGAGAUUCUACGUUGGUGCGUUUCAAGCAACUAACGACCACUGCUGGCAUUUGACGGGCUCAACGUCAUCUCAGAAUCUGAAUGCCUCAAAAAGUCCGCAGGACCACCAUGUCAGCGACUCCCAGUAUUGCUCUGCACAGAAUUAUCAGUGUGUAUUGCCCAACAGUAGACAUUGUGAAGCGGUCAGCUAUGCCACCUUUCCAAGUUUGGCGACAUCAAGACCGAAUACUAAGUACAAGGACAAACCUUACAGCAACCCUGUGAAACAAACCAAAAUGGAAUCGCUGCAGCCCCCACAGCACGUUAUCAAGGAGGAGUGUAAAGUACUGUUCAGACACAAUUCUCAGGAGAAAUUAUGCAAUGACGUAAAGUGUUUUUCACCCUCUUUAAGCAAUUCGUUGUUAGCUAAAUCAGACUGUGAUGCGGCCAAGCCAAUGACAAGGAUAAGCCAACAACCUUUACCGAGCCCAACUGUGUACGAACAAGGCAGGCGGAUUUGUGUGAAAGAGGUGCCGUAUGAUCAUUUCAACCACCAGAAACACAACCUGGGUGACAUUAACAGUGGACGAUACAAUAGAAAAGUGAAUGAAGGGAGGCCACAGCAGCUAGAGUCGUUGGGUGUGGGGACAUCAGGGCAAACCCAGCUUGAAACCUUAAGCUAUGGACAAUUCUUUGCUAAACACACCUUUCAAAGGUCACCCUGCGCACUUACAGGCUACAUCAUGGAUAAUCGAGGGUACGUUGCUGAUGGCAAGAAUUCUCCUGGUUACCAGAACCCAAGUCCUGCUUUGAACUCUUCACCAGACAUGCACCAGGAGCCUGCCCUUCCACAUUACAUAGGGACAUCUGUCAUAAUAACUAAUGGGAGGUGACAAGGAAUCUAUGUGACAUGUGGAAGAUGAAUUUGUUACAAAGUAACUAAACAACAACUACCGUUCCAUCUGCAGGUACAACAGUGAGUCCUGGUUUGCAGUGGUACUGGUACUGGCAAACCAUAGUCCAAAGCUUCUUUGAUGCCUCAAUGCUAAUGUGUUUCUUUGUCUCUAAGAGUUAACCCCUAAAUUAAUGCAUUGUAAGAAGACAAACACACAAAACAUUAUCACUUGUGCAAUAUUUCAAAUGUGGACAAAUGGGACAGUUCGGAGUUUUGCAUUCUUUCUUGCAUUAUUGAAGAUAAGCUUUCCCUCACUAAUAGAUAUUAUCUUAUUGACGUAUAUGAAAAAAAACACUAACAAUGCCAAACAGAAAAUGUCUGCAUCGUAAGGUUUUAUUACAGAUUCUGAAGGAAUAAUACUAUGUAUUAAAUGAUUGCAAUUACCGAAAACAAGGUCAUUUAUUGCUCUGGGGUUUAUACAUGGUUAGCGUGUCAGUCAGUGUCACAGUUGGGAACGUUUAAUGAACACAUCACUGCUUCUGCAAGCCUAAGGGAAAGCCAUGAAGCCUUUGCCAAGACAAUUGUUUGAACAAUGAAUCAGAUUCAGUCAUAAAUGGAGCCAUAUAUGGUAAGCACUUGCAGAAAAUAUGUUUGAUCAGUAUGUAAAUACAGAUCAUUCCCAUGCUAACUAACCUCUUACCAGAACAAUUCCCCACUUAUGUUUCCAAUUGACCAAAUCCGAAAAAAUGAUUAGCCAUGUGCCGCCUCUUUAAAGUGCAGAUGUACUUGUCACAAUUCUCCCUCAAAUAUCAACGACAAGAGUUGCUUCAGCCUGCGAAUCGAAUAAUAAAAAGCCCUCACAAUUGUCAAGAGAAUUCCACCAAUUAAAUGUCAGUGACUGCAAAAGAAGGUAGGUUCUUGCACUAUUAAAAAAUUAUAUAAUGAGCGGUUACUUGUGAGAGAGACUAGGUU